Loa loa (African eye worm) is the source of this 1521-nucleotide messenger RNA. RefSeq names its product apical junction molecule protein 1. The transcript has 8 exons. Bases 60 to 1115 code for a protein of 351 amino acids. Lineage: Eukaryota; Metazoa; Nematoda; Chromadorea; Rhabditida; Onchocercidae. Gene Ontology annotation, cellular component: plasma membrane; apical junction complex. The record is from RefSeq and is a predicted model, not a curated record. Gene Ontology annotation, biological process: cell-cell junction organization.
UUCAGGAGCAAGAAGACAACUCUCUUUCCAAUGAGCAAAAUUCGAUUUGCUUGGUGCCAAUGAAUGAUGGAGAAGAAUCGUCAACAGGACUUAUUACUUCCAGUAAGCAAUUACCCGGUUAUACAGUAACCGCAGUACCUUCCAACUGGAAUAUACCAGGUGACCGGCAUUCUCGAGUGGUGGAAGUAGCAGAUACAUUUAUUGGGUCGAGCAGAUCGUCUUCCUCCUACAAUGACACGUACUUACAACGCUUUUUUGGACGGGUCACAAUCGAAGAAGUGCUAGAUUCCAUCUUUCAGCGUACAAAACCGUCAUCAUCAAGGCUUGAAACAAGUCUCUCAGAAGAUGAAAUUAUCGAGGAUGGACAAUUGCAAAAGUCCGGAAUCUAUGUUAGAAGUAAUGAACUGAUGCAGCAAUUAGUGCGAGAUCCACAUGAAGCUGAAGCUCUUCUUCAGAACGAACGACUGUAUGUACGAUGUGCUCGAUGUCAUCAAACGAGAGAAUUAGCAGAAGCUCGAAUGCGAUACAUAUCAUGCAAACACUGCUACACAUAUUACUGUAGUCGUCAAUGUCGCGAAUACGACUGGUCAAAGCACCGUGAAGUUUGCUCCUUUUCAAGGAUUAAUACUCUUUGCAAGGAAGUUAUCAUGAAGGUACGCAGAGAUCCGGAAGCUCAGUUUUACAUGUCAAAGAUAGCACGUGAUGGUUAUUCAGCACUCGGUCGCGGUUCUGUUAAUUUGAGGAUAAAUUCGGCACACACCGCACAAAGUUAUAUUACGGAUGGCUGGCGAGCAGUAGAAAAUUUCCCACUCAGCAAAUUACUGCAUUAUUACACCAUUGCAGCACUAAUUGCGGAACGAAAGGAACCAUCCUUAAUUACUUUGUGUCGUCAAUAUAAUCCAACUGAUAAAUUCAUCCUUAGUGUGAGCAUCAUUGCUGACAUUGAGCAGUGUCCGCAGACGCCACCACCUGAACCAGUAGUUAUCCGGAGAACUUUACCACUAUCGCAAUAUGCACGACAAUCAUCACUGUCCCCACAACAACUUGCUGAACAAGAAAAUAUUGAUUUUAUACAAUCCGACGAAUUCCGUUCCGCGGUGCCGACUGAAGUUUAGCAAGAGGAACAGUGAAGACUAAAGCCAUACAUGCGUAUACAACACAUUUGAAUGAACGACAGGUUUCGACAGGUUCAUAAGGUCCAAAGGAAACAAAAAAAAGUCGAUCUCAUCGCAUAUACUGAUUACCGUUCAUGACCUUAAACACACUAACCUUUGAAAUGCUCACAACUCCUAAUUAUAAUUCACUUUUACUUGUUAUUUCAUCCGGUUCGAAUUAACGCCUAACAUUGUCAUUUUCACAAACGUGAUAUCUUUUCUUACUUUUGACUAAAUGCGAUGCUAACUGUCGCUUUCUUUCGUCUACGUUUUUCUCUCCAGAAGUUAUUUUUGUCGUUGCAUAACGAAAAAAGGAACAAUUUACAAUGAAUCAUUUUCACAUGAAAUAAUAAUAUGAUGAUAUGAU